Parus major (Great Tit) is the source of this 3980-nucleotide messenger RNA. RefSeq names its product family with sequence similarity 102 member B (gene EEIG2). The record is from RefSeq and is a predicted model, not a curated record. Lineage: Eukaryota; Metazoa; Chordata; Aves; Passeriformes; Paridae. Bases 455 to 1564 code for a protein of 369 amino acids. The transcript has 11 exons.
GCCCCCGCGCCAGCGGAGUCCCCGGGAGGGGGGGGAGCUGCCGGGCCGGGCUGCACAAACCCCGCUCGGCCGCGGCCACGUCACUGCUCCGGACCCCGUGCGGGGCGUGGGGAGCGGCACCGCGAGCUCCCGUUACUGAACAGCCUUGCCCCGGCCCGGGCCAACUUCGGGAAAGCGCACGCCAGCGUUCGAGCCUUUGGCGGCAGCGCUCGCCAGUGGCUCCGGCCGCCGCUGCCGGCAGCGGGCGGAGCGGAGGCGGGCGGGUUUGAAAGGGAGGCGCCGGCUGCCAUGUAAGCGCUGGCCGGGAGCGCCGCGGCCGGCAGGGGCUGAGCUGGGAGCGGCCGCCGCUCCGGCCCGUCCCGCGGUGCCGCCCUCGCCCCGGGCAUGGGAGCGGAGCGGAGCGGGGUGGCCGGAUCGGAGCGGAGCUGCAGUGGGGGCGGCCUCCGGGAGGCUCAUGGCCUUCAUCAUGAUGAGGAAGAAGAAGUUCAAGUUCCGCGUGGAGCUGGAACUGGACGAGCUUUCCUCCGUGCCUUUCGUGAACGGCAUCCUCUUCUGCAAGGUGCGGCUGCUGGACGGGGGCAGCUUCAGCGGGGAGUCCUCCCGGGAAGUAGUACAGGCAAAUUGUGUCCGCUGGAAGAAAAAGUUCUUCUUUAUGUGUAAGAUCAGUGCCAGUGCCACAACAGGGAUUCUGGAUACUUGCACUUGCAGGGUGUCGGUAAGGAAGGAAUUAAAAGGAGGAAAGGCAUAUGCAAAGCUGGGAUUUGCAGAUCUAAAUCUAGCAGAGUUUGCUGGAUCGGGAAAUACCACUCGUCGCUGUUUACUGGAAGGUUAUGAUACCAAAAAUACAAGACAAGACAACUCCAUUCUCAAAGUUUUGAUCAACAUGCAGUUGAUGUCUGGAGACCCAUGCUUUAAAACGCCUCCUUCCACAGCAACAUCUAUAGCAAUUGCUGGAGAAUCAGAGUCUUUGCACGAAGACAGGAAAGGUGGAGAAAACUUACAAGUAGCACAUCUGGGUAUAGCAGAUGUCUCAUCGAAGAGUGCCUCAGUCCCAGAUGAACUUGGUGCAUGUGGACAUUCCAGAACAUCAAGCUAUGCAAGUCAGCAAUCAAAACUGUCAGGAUAUAGCACAUGUCACUCUAGAUCAUCCAGUCUGUCUGAACUCUGCCACAGGAGAAACACCUCAGUGGGGAGUACCUCAGUGGGAAGUACCUCAACAGGAACUGGAAGUAUUCUAGAGCCAUGUGAAGAGUCAGAGACAAAAGUAACUGAAACUGAUAUUGAUACAUCUGUUGAAGAUGCACCACCAGAAAAACAAUGCAGACAUCCUGUAAAGCAGGACUCUGUGGAGUCACAGCUGAAGCGGGUUGAUGCUACCAGAGUUGAUGCUGAUGAUAUAGUUGAAAAAAUACUCCAGAGUCAAGACUUCAGUUUAGACUCAAGUGCAGAAGAAGAAGGUUUAAGAUUAUUUGUGGGCCCUGGUGGAAGCACUUCUUUUGGAAGCCACCAUCUACCUAACAGAGUAGGAUCUGGAGCAUAUGAGCAGGUGGUAAUAAAACGCUAAACUGGAAUGUCAAAUGAGGAAAACUUGGAGCUCUGAUGUUGAUACUAUUGGUACUGUUUGCUGCAAGAGCUGAGAAAGACAAAAGGAACUCAAUGUGAUCUUUUUCUGAAAAGUAGUGGAAUGCCUCUUGCCCAUAGAGCAUCAUCUGUGGUAUGAAGGCAAUGUUUAGCUGUGUACCUUGUGAGAGCACUUGGACCAUUUUUGUAAGCUCUGUCUGAUGUUAGUGGAAUUACUUAAUUUCUGUGAAACAUCUGUGGAAGCAUGUCCCAUUUCAAUAUUUUAUAUGUGAGAUCACUUGUGAUGAUGGACUUUGUUUGUAAUGUUGUUUCUAAAGAAACUUCUGAAAGUUGGUCUUAAAAGAACCAGAAAAAAGUAAUUACUGAAUUUUAUCCUACAUGCCAUUUUAUUUUUACAAAAGCUUAUUACUCCUCUCAAGUCAGUUUUUGUCAGGUCAAAGUUAUGGCUUCCAGAAAAACAGGCCACCUAUAGUGUAACUAAAAGCUUAAGAGUACUGAGUAGAACUUCAUUGCAAGGUUCAAUAGAAGAAGUGAACACCAUGUACAUUUGAAACAAACCCCCAAAACUAAAUAGAUCUAAACCAGCCACUAAUCAGUUAUGUUAACUGUAAAUUAAGGAUACAGGUUUAAAUAUAUCAAAUGUGACUUUUUUUUUGUUCAAGUGAUGAAACAAGUGGGAUUCCACACCAAAACACUAAGGCACAGUAGUGUUUUAUCAAGAAAGCUGCCUUGAUUGUUAAAUCUGGAGUUCAGCAGCUGCUCCCGCAGAAACUCACUAAGAUAAUGCAUGAACAUUGAGAUUCAAUGGGAUGGUACUGUUUACAAAACAAGUCAGUAGUUUACCACUUAAUUUUUUAAAUUGUAGUUUAAUCCUUCACAGUCAGUGCUUUGCUUCUGUUUUGAAUGUGCCUUGCGGGACUGGGGGUGUACAGGGAGAUUAAACCAUUUACUAAGGAAUUUAAGCUUUAAAACUAGGUAAACAUCUAUACUAUUAUUAAUAUAACUUGUUGAGAGAAGCACUUUAUUGUAGACAUACUCUGCACACUGAAAAAGUCUUAGUGCGCAACAGCUCUGUUGAACACUUCUUUUGCUAUCUGUCCACUGUUCCAUUAGGUCAAUGUACUGUAUUUAAAUUUGCACAAGUAGUGAUUUGCCUGACAGGCAAGAAAGAGCUCUUUAAAUUUUCAUUGAAAAUAUGAAAGAAUCCAUUUUUAAAGGGAUGUGUUGGGUAACAAAUAAUGGUAAUUGUAAACCACAAAUUACUUAAAUGUUUUACAUUUAGUGGUACUGUUCAUCAGUUACAGCCUGGAAUAAAUAAAAAUAGUGUGGCCACUUUCUUGAAAGCUCAGACUUCAAAUUUUGCUCAGAGUGAUGUUUGAUACCUUAUGGAUGUAAAAGUAGGCCAUAUUUAAUAGGUUAAAUUAGGAAAAGCAAACUGUGUUUUCCAGAAAUCCAUAGUAGAAUUAUUAAAUUUUUAUUUGUAUUUUUAUGAAAAUUUCAGCUCUCAAAGCUAGAAUGCUUCUAUUGAAUAUGAUGAAUAUGAGCUAUUUCUCAGUUUAGGUACUUGUAUACUUUUAUUUCUACUGUUCAUUAUCAUUUCUUUAGAGUGUCUAAUUAGGUAAAAGAAUUAAUACAAAGAUUCUAUUUUUAGCUGCUCUUACUAGAAGUGUGGUAUUAUCAGUUUCUGUUCUCCACAGGAAUUUUACACAGAAACUACUCAACUGCUGGUAACAACUCUCUAUCAGAACAUUAUAGUCUUCUUUCCUGUUUUAUAACUAAUUCAUACCGAAAAAUCCCACUGCAAGCAAAAGAUAUCAGAAAUCUGAAUACAUUCUUUGCUUUCAGUACUCCUUGAUACUGCUAUACUUGUUGACAAAUCUAUUAUAACUAGUAGUAGUUAAAUGGUAGUUUACUUACAUCUACUAGGAAAACAACAACAAACUACAAAACAGACUUUUAAAAAACACUGUACAGCUACUUAUGUAAUUCUCAAGGGAAUUUCCAUAGCCCAUUGCAUUUUAUGUUAACCAGCAUAGCUAAUGGUCAUCUGUUAGAUAAUCUGUUUAUUAGAAACAGUAUUUUCUUGCCUGAGCAGAUCUUUUAAAUAAUAGGGAAGUUGACAUAGAAAUACAGCUUUUCAUAAAACUGUAUCUUAGUAAUUUAUUCUUCAGACUUGACUUACAACUCUUUGUGAAGUGAUAAUCUAAUUGUGCAUCAUGUAAGUGAAAAUAACCACAUUCAGGUGCUGUAUUUUCAUUUUUGUAAACUAUGUUAUAUUAAUACUGGAGACUUCCAUGUUGUAAACUGUUUGGGAUGUAUUGGUGGAUUAUAAGUUUUUUUAACUGUAUUUAAAUACAAAUCUCUCAGACAUUCAAUAAACUCAUGUCUUCAGCUUGGAA